This is a messenger RNA of Myripristis murdjan (pinecone soldierfish), 5313 nucleotides long. It is a transcript of the gene faxca, whose product is annotated as failed axon connections homolog, metaxin like GST domain containing a. NCBI's taxonomy places the organism in Eukaryota, Metazoa, Chordata, Actinopteri, Holocentriformes, Holocentridae. The record is from RefSeq and is a predicted model, not a curated record. The transcript has 6 exons. The coding region runs from base 177 to 1406 and encodes 409 amino acids. Gene Ontology annotation, cellular component: cytoplasm.
GCAGGCUGCGGAGGAUGUCGACCCCGCUGCGGGGACAAACUCCGGGCGGGAUGCUUCACGCCAGUCGCCUCUUCUUCGCAGUAAAUCGCACCUCGCCCCCUCGGCACCCAUGAAGCCUCCGCUGGUGAAGCCCAGACCUGCCAGAGUCAGGCGGAAAGAGGCCGGAGACAGAGAGAAUGUACUGGCGCGUCGGGUUCGCCUGGACGCGGUCGUGUGUGGUUGAUCUUGGCCGGAACCAGAGCUUCUCUUUCGGCCUGCUGGGCUCCGAUGAGCAGCUCUCGUUUUAUGGGUACAUCAUCGCCUACCCACUGCAGGACUACGGCGGGAUCAUGUCAGCUUUGGGCUCGGACUCGUGGUGGCGGAAAACGCUGUAUUUGACUGGCGGGGCUCUGCUCGCUGCUGCUGCUUAUCUGCUGCACGAACUGCUCGCCAUCAGGAAGGAGGAAGAGCUGGACUCUAAAGAUGCCAUCAUACUCCACCAGUUCUCCAGGCCCAAGACUGGCGCCCCAUCCCUGUCCCCUUUCUGCCUCAAGAUGGAGACCUACCUCCGCAUGGUUGACCUGCCCUACCAGAACUACUUUGAUGGGAAGCUUUCACCCCAGGGGAAGAUGCCAUGGAUUGAGUACAACAGGGAGCAGGUGUGCGGCACCGAAUUCAUUAUCGAUUUCCUGGAGGAGAGGCUGGGCGUGAGCCUCAACAAGAGCCUGACGCCACAGGAGAGGGCUGUGUCGCGCGCCAUCACUAAAAUGGUGGAGGAGCACUUCUACUGGACCAUUGCUUACUGUCAGUGGGUGGACAACCUGGAGGAGACCCAGAAGAUGCUGUCAGUGAGCGGGCCGCUGAGUGACCUACUCAAGUGGAUCCUGAGUCACCUGACCGGCGGGAUUGUUAAGCGGGAGAUGUACGGCCACGGGAUUGGACGGUUCUCCAAGGAGGAAGUGUACGCUUUGAUGGAGAAGGACAUGCGCACUCUGGCCACUCUGCUAGGUGAUAAGAAGUACCUAAUGGGCUCCAAGCUUUCCACGGUUGAUGCUGCCGUGUUCAGUCACCUGGCCCCUGCCAUGUGGACGCUACCAGGCACACGGCCUGAGCAGCUUAUCAAAGGUGAGCUGAUCAACCUGGCCAUGUACUGUGAGCGCAUCCGCCGGCGAUUCUGGCCCGAGUGGUUCGUGGACCUGGAGGACUUCUGCUACGACACCACAGAGGACAGCGACUCGGCCUCCAAACUCCCUGACCUGGGGCUCUACUCCCGCACAGACACUUUCCAGGAUGACACACACACACACACUCCGCAUACUCACACGCCGGUGGACCCGCAGUCGCCUGACAGCGAUCGUACAGGCCACUCGCUUUACGACUCUGACAUGGACACGGAGGGCUCUGAAAUGGAGCAGCUCAAGUGUUGACAGAACACUCAUACACACACAGCACACACACGUACACACACCACAAGUGGGAGUUGCAUCUCACCUGAACACAUACCCCCUACCUCUUAGAGCAGAAAAUAUCUACUGGGGAGUGUUUUUGGUGUCUUUUGGUGGCUUGUGAGAACUCAGUGAAGGACUCAGAGGUUUUACGUGCACAAUGUAGUGGAGGAACUGGCAGAUCCCAGUGGAAAGAGAGAGACUGAAACUUAAACAGAGAGGGAACAAGUGAUGAAGGGAGAGACAGCGGCGCAAAAGAGAGGAAUAUAAUAAAAAAUAGUGCGGCAGCAAAUAAGUCGCAGCAGAGGAAGAGAGAACAGAGAGGAACUGAUUGAACGUGAGAAGCAGAACUAGAGAAACCAGGAGUAAAUGACGCCAUCGCCGAGAAACUCCUCCGCGUGGUCGACAUCAUCUGCAGUCACAGCUGCUACCUGUCGUCGGGUUGCCAUCGCCGUGGCAACCAUGUGCGUGUAACCCCCCUGUGUCCCCCAUAGCACCACCCAAACUUGUAUGUGUGUGUGUUUGUUUUGACUCACUGACCCCUUGACUUAGCAACAUAGGAUGCCUUGUGUUGAUAUGAUAUUGACAUGUGGGGAAUUGUACAGGAAUUCAUGUGAAUCGAUACAAACAGCGUAGAUAUGAGAUCUGAUUUGACUCCCAGAUCGAAUAAAUGGAAUAUCUGAUUAUAGAUAUAUAUAUAUAUAUCUAUAUUUCUAUAUAAAUAUAUAUGAAUAUAAAUACUAUAGAUAGCCUGCAAAUAUAGCAUUAUCCCCUGUGUCAUAUAGUGUAAAUACUGUAGGUGGACCUCCUGUAGAAGACCUCAGUUUGUGUUGGACAUAAUCGCCAAAUUGUCUGAUAGUUAAUGAUCCUCUCUGUGAACUACACACUGCUCUGGUCUACAGUAAGAUCAGUGUGAAAAGCCCUAUGGCAUAUGAUUCUGGUAGCAUGAAUGGGAUGCCAUAAUUAUUUCAGUUAGUCAUAUUUGAUUAUUGCAUUAACACCUUGUGGAAUGCCAAACAGUUUAAUGCAAGUUAAUCUAUCAUCAGCACCUAAGGGUGAAAACCUAGUGUGUGUCAAAUUAUGGCAAUAUCUUCCUUUGGAAAUUUUAAAAAUGUUUGGUAAAACUUUACUUGGGGUGUCCAGUGUUAAUAUUACACUUAGUGUCAACUUAGUCUCACCUUGCUAUGAAUUUAGUAUAGAAAACAAAGCCUAACCUUAGUACAGCUCAUACAAAGUUGAGUAUUUUCAGUGGACAUGUUGAUAUGAAGUGAAGCAUCAACACAAAACUAAUACCAAGCUGAAAUGUUAACACUGGACAGUGCAAAUAAAGUGUGACCAAAUAUUUGUACAGUUGCAACAAAAUGAUAAUAUGACUGUAGUUCCUUGUCAGCUCCUGCAUUAUGAUUAAUUACACUGCACUAAUAUGUGUAGUUAUCAUAUGUGGCUCCUGCGUUGUUUGGAUCGUUAUAGGUCAUGAGGGACAGCAGGUUUAGGUCAAAUAGAUCUUGAUAUUUUACACGCGUUCAACCAUUGAGAGCGAGUGAAACAAUCAUGUAGAGAUAGAUUCAAUAGAUUUAGAUAUAUAUUCUGAAAGUGCAUGGCUGGUACGUGCCAAUGAAAAUCACCCUUUAGACCUUCCGGAUAAUCUGUUACACUUUUAGCCGGCUUAUUCUUUAAGUGUGAUGUUGCGACGCUGUUUGUUUGUUGGUGCCUCGGGCCAAAACAACCACACAAAGAUGUAGCUAAUCGAUUUUGAUAAAGGAAUAAUGUCGGCCUUUUUCCCUCAGCUGGUCAGUUUUCUGACAUGCGUGCUUGGUGCGAGCACACAGCCACUCUCUGAUUCAACAUGACGGAUUGCUCAGACAAUAUUAUGUGAAGGAAUACCAGGAUGUUCCUGUCUGUAAGAAAAGGGAAACAGGCUCACCCUGUCCGUUCUAAUUUUACGGUUGGCUGAGUGGUGUUUGAUGUUUGGGGUGUGUGUGAUGUCAAGGUGCAGGGUUUAUGUGUGUUUGUUGUGCAGCAAAUGUGUGUGCCGCCAUGUUGUGUGUUAGGGCUGCAUGUACAGUGUAUGUUGAGGUAAGGGGUGUAUGCUUCUGUCCAUGUUGCGCAUGGAUGAGUCAUCCUCUGUUGAUUUACAUAUGAUGGCACACUGGCAAGCACUCACAGCUGAGCCUUUUCUUCCUUGUAUACACACACACACUCCCAAGUGAUUAUGAUUUUAAUAUAGAAAAAACUAUCCCACGACUAAAAGAUUCUAAAAAAAAUGUGUUUACUAAGCCUGAGAGGUCAGGACAAAAGUGACGAUGGUGAUUGUAUGGUUGUUUUGUAACGCUGCUUUUUAAUCAUGGUCCAACUUAAAAUGCAAACACCGAAUGAUGGUGAAAGAGAAUCACCACAGACACAUCAGAAUCCUGGGAGGGUCCUGCAUACAUUCGGAAUGGCUGCCAAACGAGUUCAAGAUGGUCAAUAUGUAGCAUCACAUUGUGAAAUGUGAGGUAACAAUAUGACUUUGCUCCUUAUAAAAUGCAGCCCGUGGUCGUAAAUAAUUCGUAACACUUAGCGAAGUGUUAGCUCAUAAAGACAAAGGCGUUAGGUCAUAAAGAUGUCAUUGAGAUUCUUUAGUCUGAUGUCACUUGUUUUAACUUGGACCAUGAUGGUGGUAAUGACGACGGCCUGGCGGCUUUGCUGAGGAAUUUCAUUUUAAUGAUCCGCUCUAUACCUCUCGGCUGCUCAGUCUCCUGCAAGGCAUGCAUUCUGGGUGCUGUCGAUUACUAAAUAUGUCCAAAACAAGUUAUUUACAAAUCCAAAGCAUUUGAGGUAAAAGACCGCAGGUUGACAUAGUGAUAUUAAGCCUUUUUUGUGUGUGAUUGUGUGUGUGUCUGUUUGUGUGCGCGUGCGUGCGUGUGGAAAUUGAACAUCGUUUGGAUAAUAUGGUCUGAAGCUGCAGUUAUGCUCUGAGUGUAAAAACCCCUUUGCCUGCAUGUUCUUGCCUUCACUCAUCAAAGCCAUUGGGCAGAUGCAGCCUUAUGGAAACUGACUCCUAAAGAUGUUUACUUUAUGCCAGUGCCAGCAUAUGACUUAUGUUUUAUAUAUAAUAUUUAUUUAUUUAUGUAUUUAUUUAUGAUAUCUUUAUUUCAUGUCAUUCAUCAUUAUUGAUUCUGUCAUUGGGUAUGGUGGUACUGAGAGAUUAUUUUGCACUAUUAUGUUUUAUGUUUCUACAUGUGUUCUUUCAAAAACUUGUAUUGAAUUGUUGCAGUUCAACCAUGUGCACUGCUGUUUUUGUUUUGUUUUUGUUUUUGUUUUUGUUUUUUUUACUUCUGUUGACAUGUUGAAGCACUGAACAAAUCACUCAAUUUCCCAUGCGCGCAUGUCCAUGUUUUGAGAUGUCAUUUUGGCAAACAUGGAAAUAAUAUCUCAAUGUCAAAAUAUUACCAUUACAAAUGUUUGUGGUGUCCCCUCAUCUGCUGAAAAUUCUGCAGCUCAUCAAAAAACACCAACAACUCUAGAGGGUACAAAAACAAGAUGGAUUUCACACCGUGUGGCGUCAUGCUGGGUGGAAACGCUGCUGAUGAGAGCAUUCUGCAUCUUACAGGGACAUAGUUGGGUUUGGCCUAGCCUCUCUUUAUCACGAGAGAAAAUACGGCGUUGACAGCUACAGGGUGAGGUCACUCUUGGGUGACAAUGACGGUCUUGUAAACUCGCCCACUGGAGGAAAAUUGCAAAACCAUUCCAGAUCAGUGUCCAUAGGCAACUUCAUGUGUCUCUGUGCUGCUGCAGCCACAGGUCAGAGGUCAGGGUUCAGCCCCAUCCUGCGUGUCACUUCCUCAUCGAGAUUUCUGCUUGUAGACUGUAGAAGCCAUAUUGCAUUGUCACUUUGUGUCGUGUGUGC